Exophiala dermatitidis NIH/UT8656 is the source of this 1176-nucleotide messenger RNA. RefSeq lists its product as uncharacterized. The transcript has 2 exons. Lineage: Eukaryota; Fungi; Ascomycota; Eurotiomycetes; Chaetothyriales; Herpotrichiellaceae. The record is from RefSeq and is a predicted model, not a curated record. Bases 1 to 1176 code for a protein of 391 amino acids.
AUGGACGGCGGCGACCGUCGGCGCUCGCAGUAUGGACAGCCAUACCAGACGCCAGCGCACUCACGUUCUCUUCCGGGGCAGUCAAUUGGAGCAUCUAGCAGUGAUAGGUUCUCACAAUCCGGCACGCCGGCUAGGAGCGACGUUGGCAGAUCUCCAAUCGCUCGACCAUAUCUCCCUGGCUAUUCAGGGUAUGGUUAUACAGAGCAGCAAUAUGGAAGUUCGCAGAUGCAGAGCAGUAGUCCCAUGCAAGGACUUGAGAUGCAGUAUCCACCAGCCUACCUUCAGGAUUCGUCGAGACACCAGCAAGUGCAAGCCUCGCCUUCACAACAUCAGCCGCAGCCCCAGCAGCAACAGUAUCCGACAUAUACUCCAGGGUCGAUGCUCCCGCCGGUCGCCCCCCAGUCGCUCUACGAUAACAUCCCGUAUCAGCAGCGGCAGACUGCAAUAGAGGUGAUGGCGAGUCAGUUUGCUGUCCCACAGUACAUGCCUUCAAGCGGGCAGGCAGGGGCUGCAGUCGGCUCGGGUUCCUCACCAUACUUGACUUCUCAAGCUGAACAGAGCCCUUACGCAGCCGUUGCUGUAACGCGUCCUACCCUACCGCCAGGUUACGCUUCAGCAUCCGUUGAUUUUCCUGGCAUGGAACAGCAACCGGAAACCGGAGAGAGUGCUGGCGCAGCCCCGUCUGCGGCUCAGACAGCUCUUGACGAAGGCCUUAGGGAGUUCUAUCAACAGCUCAGGCUAACAUUCGAGGCCAUCAUUGCGGGACGGGUGACAGAAGCCAGCGAGAAGCUCCUGGCAAUGUCACGCUGGUUAGUGGGCUCUAUUACGGCCUUAGGGCUGCAUCAUGACGAUGAGGCGAGACAUUCAGAGCGUCUUCAUCUCUGGAGAGAGUUCAACUUGGCUUGGGAGGCCCUUGGACAGAAACAGAAAGACAUCACUGAAGAAGCCCUGCGAACAGGGCGGCCCCCAACGGAUGUGCUCUCCGCUAAUGCCAUCACCAGCUUGGUAGAUGACUUGAUAAGCCUGUGCGACCAGCUGGAGCAAUAUGGCCUUGUUGACUAUGAGAUGGGUAUCUGGGAAGAACAAAUCACCCAUAUCUUUAUAGUCUGCCUCGAUCUCAUCUCUCAAGGUGAAGCCCCGGCACGGACAGGCCAGACCCCAGUUCCGGCCGAAUGA